Cylicostephanus goldi is the source of this 140-nucleotide messenger RNA. Lineage: Eukaryota; Metazoa; Nematoda; Chromadorea; Rhabditida; Strongylidae. The record is from the annotation of a GenBank genome assembly.
AUGAAAAUGAUGUGGUUUCUUUCAAAAGUUCUCGGUGAUGAAUUUGUCAAUGCUAUCAACAUGAGUCCCGACGAAGUUGCUGUCAUGACGGAAAUUGCCUCAAACAGACCUAGGAAUAAGGAAGAGGUGGUUCUCUAAGU